This is a messenger RNA of Syngnathoides biaculeatus (alligator pipefish), 8288 nucleotides long. It is a transcript of the gene slc8a1b, whose product is annotated as solute carrier family 8 member 1b. Gene Ontology annotation, biological process: sodium ion transmembrane transport; calcium ion import across plasma membrane; cell communication. The record is from RefSeq and is a predicted model, not a curated record. The transcript is spliced from 12 exons. Gene Ontology annotation, cellular component: postsynapse; sarcolemma; axon. Gene Ontology annotation, molecular function: calcium:sodium antiporter activity. Bases 223 to 3150 code for a protein of 975 amino acids. Lineage: Eukaryota; Metazoa; Chordata; Actinopteri; Syngnathiformes; Syngnathidae.
GCUGCAAGCACCCGAAGGGCACAAAAGGAAGUGAGGGCGACGCUCGACUGAGCAGUUGGGAUCCGUGGAGGGCGCCCCCUGCGGCGCGGAGGGGACCGGCACCUGUGGGGAGACAGCCGUGAUCGGGCAAGACAAAACACGUUCAGUGGACAUUGCGCUAGUCCUUCUAGUGUGCACAUCUUGGCCACCGGGGGCAGUAUAACACAGGCAUGGCAUGGCUGUAUGAAGACUUCUCAGCUCCUCAAGUCGCAGGAAUACCAGUUGCUCUUCGCAGAGGAUAAACAAUGUAUGCCUGUUCAGCAUCCUCAUCAGUCGUCACCUCCCGUCAACAUGGCCCUGAGACCGGCGAUCGUCGGCCUCGUUCUGCUCGUCGGAGUUCAGCCUUUGCUGGCCGGCGCCGCCCCCGAGCCCGGCUCGGGCGGCUCAGCGUCGGCGGUGUCCGCCAAUAAGACGGACUGCGGCAAGGCGGACGAGUGCUCGCCCGGUGUCAUGCUGCCCGUGUGGGAGCCGAUGAACCCGUCGUUUGGCGACAAAGUGGCCCGGGCGACCGUGUACUUUGUGGCUCUGGUGUACAUGUUCCUGGGCGUGUCCAUCAUCGCCGACCGCUUCAUGGCAUCUAUCGAGGUCAUCACCUCCCAGGAGAAGGAGAUCACCAUCAAGAAACCCAACGGCGAAACCAGCACCACCACGGUGCGCAUCUGGAACGAGACCGUGUCCAACCUCACCCUCAUGGCUCUGGGCUCCUCGGCUCCGGAGAUCCUGCUGUCCGUCAUCGAGGUGGUGGGCCACGGCUUCGACGCCGGGACCCUGGGCCCCUCCACCAUCGUGGGCUCGGCCGCCUUCAACAUGUUCGUCAUCAUCGGGAUUUGCGUUUGGGUGGUGCCCGACGGCGAGACCAGGAAGGUGAAGCACCUGCGGGUGUUCUUCGUCACCGCGUCCUGGAGCAUCUUCGCCUACAUCUGGCUCUACCUGAUCCUGUCGGUCAUCUCGCCCGGCGUGGUUCAGGUGUGGGAGGCCCUGCUCACCUUCUUCUUUUUCCCCAUCUGCGUUGUAUUCGCCUGGAUAGCCGACCGCCGCCUGCUCUUCUACAAAUACGUGUACAAGCGCUACAGGACGGGCAAGCAGCGUGGCAUGAUCAUCGAGACCGAGGGCGACCGGCCGCUUCCUUCUAAGGUGGACAUCGAGAUGGACGGCAAGAUGCUGAACUCUCACGCCGUGGACUUCCUGGACGGCCCGCUGGGUUUGGAUAUCGACGAGAAGGACUUGGAUGAGGAGGAGACCCGCAGAGACAUGGCCAAAAUUCUCAAGGAGCUCAAGCAGAAGCAUCCCGACAAAGAGGUGGAGCAGCUCAUCGAGCUGGCCAACUACCAGGUCCUGAGCCAGCAGCAGAAGAGUCGGGCUUUCUAUCGCUGCCAGGCCACCCGACUCAUGACGGGCGCGGGCAACAUCUUGAAGAAGCACGCCGCCGACCAGGCGCGCAAGGCCGUCAGCAUGCACGAGGUGCGCUCCGACGCCGGCGACAAUGACCCCGUCUCCAAGGUGUUCUUUGAACCCGCCACCUACCAAUGCCUGGAGAACUGCGGCACAGUGGCGGUGAAGGUCCUGCGGCGCGGCGGCGACCUGACCAAGACCAUUUCCGUGGAGUAUCGGACCGAGGACGGGACGGCCAACGCCGGCUCGGACUACGAGUUCACCGAAGGCGUGGUGGUGUUCAAACCCGGCGAGACAGCCAAGGAGAUCCGCGUGGGAAUCAUUGACGACGACAUUUUCGAGGAGGACGAGAACUUCCUGAUCCACCUGUCCAACGUUAAAGUUCUGGCAUCAGAGGGUGAGGAGCCCGCGGAGGAUGAGUCAGCCAACCGCGUGGACUCUGUGGCCUGUCUGGGCCUGCCGGCCACGGCCACGGUGACCAUCUUCGAUGACGACCACGCCGGCAUCUUCACGUUCGAGGAGCCCGUGUUCCACGUGAGCGAGAGCGUGGGCACCAUGGAGGUGAAGGUGCUGAGGACGUCGGGGGCCCGCGGCGUGGUCACGCUGCCCUACAAGACGGUGGAGGGGACGGCGCGGGGCAGCGGCGAGGACUUUGAGGACGUGCACGGCGUGCUCGAGUUCCAGAACGACGAGAUCUUUAAAACCAUCAACGUGCGAAUAAUUGACGACGAGGAGUACGAGAAGAACAAAACCUUCUACGUAGAGAUCGGCGAACCUCGCCUGGCGGAGAGCGACGACGCCAAAGAGGAGAAGCAGAAGCAGCAGGAAGAGGAGGUGGUUGCGGAAGAAGAGAAGGCCCUGACGGGGAAGGACGAGGAGGAGAGGCGCAUCGCCGAGAUGGGUCGCCCCAUGCUGGGAGAUCACGUCAAACUCGAAGUGGUCAUCGAAGAGUCCUACGAGUUCAAGAACACCGUUGACAAACUGAUCAAGAAGACCAAUCUGGCGCUGCUGGUGGGGACUAAUAGCUGGAGAGACCAGUUCAUAGAGGCCAUCACUGUGAGCGCAGGCGAGGACGACGACGACGACGAGUGCGGCGAGGAGAAGCUGCCGUCGUGCUUCGACUACGUGAUGCACUUCCUGACCGUCUUCUGGAAAGUCCUGUUCGCCUUCGUGCCGCCCACCGACUACUGGAACGGCUGGGCGUGCUUCGUCGUGUCCAUCUGCAUGAUCGGACUGCUCACCGCCGUCAUCGGCGACCUGGCGUCUCACUUCGGCUGCACGGUGGGCCUGAAGGACUCGGUCACGGCCGUGGUGUUCGUCGCGUUGGGGACUUCGGUACCAGACACGUUUGCCAGCAAGGUGGCAGCCAUCCAGGAUCAGUACGCCGACGCCUCCAUCGGCAACGUGACGGGCUCCAACGCCGUCAACGUGUUCCUGGGCAUCGGGGUGGCGUGGUCCAUCGCCGCCAUCUACCACCACAGCAACGGCAACGAGUUCCGGGUGGACCCGGGCAAGCUGGCCUUCUCCGUCACGCUCUUCACCAUCUUUGCCUUCAUCUGCGUCGCCAUGCUGAUGUACCGGCGCCGGCCCGAGAUCGGCGGCGAGCUGGGCGGGCCGCGGACUGCCAAGGCGCUGACCACCAUGCUGUUCGUCAGCCUGUGGCUGCUCUACAUUCUCUUCUCCUCGCUGGAAGCCUACUGCCACAUCCAGGGCUUCUAAGAUGGUUGGAGGGGGGGGGUGGAGUUCAAGGCGGUCCCGUCGGUCAAUCGGUCCCUCCUUUUUUUUUUUUUUUUUUUGCGGAAGAACGGCUGAAGGAGUGAGAAAUGCGCCGACGCAAGAGCGAAGGAAACGUGGAAUGAUCACAGGAACUUGAAUUUGAAUGCAUUUCUCGACGUAACUUAAAAAAAAAAAAAAAAAUAAUAAUUUAAAAAGGUCUUAAAUUUGGCGUCCGUAGAGCUCGCACAGCUGGUAGAAUUUUUAAGUGGCGCGACUGAGACUGAAUCGUUGUGUUUGUGAGUCCAUGCAUGAGCGGACCGUACCGACAACACCACCGCAGGAGAGUCGCUGUGUGUGUGUGGACCUCACUGCUGCUUCGGGACUUCAAUACCGAGUAGUCAAGUACUGUGAAAACAAACAAACUUCAACAAAAAACUCUUGUUUGUUUGUUUGUUUGUUUUUUUUGCCGCGUCAGACUGAAAACGCUUUCGUUAAGCAUCCGAUCCGUUUUUGUUCUUUCGUUGUCGCCUGUAGAAACGCUGAGUCGUCAUCCCGGAGAUGUAGAUAAAGCCGAGCGUACUCGGUGUUGUUUUUUUUUUUUGUUUUGUUUCGUUUGUUUUUUUGGACUGCGGCUCGUCGCGAAUGUUUUUCCCCGUUUGCGCUCUCCCGGAUGUCUUUAUACUGUAGAAGGGGGUUCGGAAAAUGUGUGCUUAUACCUUUAAGAAGGCCUCGUCCGAUAGGACGACACGGCCGCCGUACCGUUUAAAACUGUUAAGAGUAUUACGAGUGCAUAUAUAUAUAUAUAAAUAUAUAGAGAUUAAUUUUAUGUGUUUUGUUUUCCACUAAUGUACAGUAGAUGUCCAAAAAAAAGAAGAAGAGAUUUAAGGUACCGCUCUGUGGAAGCUGACGUUCUGAUGCCUCGCUGCCAUUUCGUUUUCGCUUCACGUUUUCUACGUGCGUCUGAAACCACCACGACCCCCCCACCCCCACCCCGCGAACAAUGAGUGAACCAUUCCAAAUCCUUAAGGGCUGACCUACAUUUACGACCACCCGAUCCCGAACCACAAUUUGCCACGUCGCUCGUAGUUUGGUCUCCAAGGAACACGGAAAAUCCCGCGUUUGAAAAAAUUCUUGACCCUGGUGGUGUUUUUCAACAAGCAAAAUGUGUUCAGAAAGAUGGCAGCUGUUUGAUUUAUGGUGGUGGGGAGGCACGAUAUGUCUCAUUGCAACUCCCUGGAAAGGGAAAAUGAAUGUAAAUUCGACACAGCACGGACAACAAAGUUGUAGACAAAAGUCAAUAAACUGAGGAUUCAAAAUGGUGUGGAAUCAAGCUCUGGAACGCCGUCGCUUUUGCUAACUUAUUUCCCUGACGUGCGGGCACUCGCAGCGGACAACGAGGCGCUCUAAUGCGGCCACGCCAACGCGAAGCCCCCGUCCACGCGCUGGCUCUCGAGUGGGACUUCAAAAUAAAUCAAUAAAAUCCCCCCUCCUUGCUCUUCGUGACUUGCGUGCACUCACAGCCAACAACGAAGCACUCUAAAGUCGCCACGGUAAUUGAAAGUUUUUUCCAUUCAGUUUUGAGGCAGCAACAAGGUCUUAAAAUUGAGGGUUUUAUUUAUUUGUUUACGUGAAAUGAUGAUUUUUUUUUUUUUUUUUUUUUUUUUUUUAUCGUCUGCCAGAACUUUCCUGCUGAUAUCUUCUUUGACGUGCUAUAUCUUAUUUGAAAAAUGUCCUUUGCAAUGACGUAGCUGGUAGUCGAUCCACUUGAAAGGGAUUGAAAGCGGCAACUCGCGAGCGACGGCGCGGACCGGACGACUUUGUGCGAAAAGACCUCAAAGUGGUGACGCUCGUCUCCCCGAGUGACUGAAUUCACACGUUUGUAACCAUAAUAAUCACAUGAAUAAGAAUACUAUUGGCCCGACUCUUGCACGAUGCACGACUUUUUUCCCCUUUGGAGUUCUCCUCGAAGGCCUUGGAGUGGCAGUGUACCCCUGUUUUUUGUCAAAGGGAAAUAUUUCUAUGUGAAUAUUUGCUGUCCACGUGACUCCACAAGGUUGUUUGUUUGUUUUCCUAGCCGAAGAAGUCUUUUCCUAAAAACCGCCAACAACAAAAGAGUUGAUUUCUUCACCUUCUUAAGAGCUUGAUGAGCACCAGACCGCGUUGAACAUUUGUGUAUGUACAGUAUUUGUCUCUUCACUGGCGUCGAGCUGAUGUUUGAUCCGCUGUAAAACGUCGUGCGUAUGACUUCAACUGUUAGCUUUGAGCGGGACUUGGCGAAAACGUUCGUACGCAGUCCGCGGCUCGGCCAAUUGGAAUGAAAAGCUUGUAGUCGCGUGUAUGUAGCUGUCUGCAUCCGAUUAGGUAGCUAGCGUUUGUCUUUUAAUGGUUGAUGAGAUGUUUUUUGCUCUUGUUGUGUGACGCUUCUGCAAGCCCGAUCGAGCUUGCCCGGGCUGGUGCUGCCUUCGAGAUCACUGCGACUUUGGCAAAUUUCAAUUCAAAAUGAGAUUGCUGAGAAACAUCAACUGAUUACUACGUAGAGGUACAUAUUUCCUUUGAAAAAAAAAAAAAAAUAAAAAGUUGGAGCCCACCAAGUAAAACCAUCAGGACCAACAUUGCGAUACAGUAGCUAGGCGGCCUAAGUGUUCAUUGGAAACACAACGGGAGCUUUAUGAGUCAAAAGUAUUUUUAAUACUAUACACAAUUAGUCACUGCAACAUGAUGCUGCUGGAACAUUUUGUCUUUUUUUUUUUUAAUGAUGGCAACCAAGAAAAUUAAGCCAAUAAUCCAAAAUCGCAAUCGUAGUCGAAUGUAGCAAAAUGACGUUCACGUGAUGUUUUGCAGUUUUUCUCGUAUGCAGCAUUAGCCUGAGCUAGCCGUCUUGCUAACGGGGCAGAAAUGGACACUGAUUUUUUUUUUUUUUUCAAUGAAGGAAAAAGAUUUGCACUGACUUUGUGGCUUCUGUGAAAACAGCUCAUGCUCAUGUUUUAUUUGUUUUGUCGAAGUUUCUGACAAUGUAAACAACCGCGUUGUACCUAAUGUAAAAAAACAAAAACAAACGGAAAAAAAAAAAAAACAAUGAGCAACAGCGGCAACAAAACGACGCCAUUUUACCUCCCGGUUGACUUCCCGACUGAUUGAGCAAAAGGGACGAACGGGACGAGCGGAGUCAAAUGACGCCAAACGGGAAGCGGAGGGCGGAGUUUCGGGAAUGAAGUUACAGCCAUAUUUCGUUGAUUUGCGGGUCAGCGAGCGUCCUGGUGUCUUAUCUGUCCUCGAUUGCUUUUGUCUUCUUCUUCUUCACUCACGCAAAUUCGAACGUACGGCCACGGCCACUUUGUCUACGUGCAUCUCUCGCCAUCUUUUAUUUUAUUUUUUUAGGGGUGGGGGGCGUCGAUGUGCUACAUGUGGUCACAGUGCAUGAAUGCUACCGUGUGUGUACAUAUUCCAAUUAUCCAGAGUCGUUAUCCCAUCAUCCCAAUUUAAAAUAAAUAAAACAAACCACGGGGGGGACAAAAAGUCUGAAUGCUGUACAAAUGUUGCCGAAUGCUGUUUAGGAUUUCUUUUCGUUGUCUUCGUUUCGAAGAUGUUUUGGGAAUAAUUUGCACAUUACGAUGAAGGAAUAUUAGGGCCACACUCAGACAAAGAUUUUCAUCAGUAAUGUUUUGACUUUAUCGUUCGGCUAAUAUCAAAGUAGUUGUCCGAGUCAUUUAUGAAGAUUUUUAUAAAAUGAGAAGAAAAAAAAAAACAAUUAGAUAACAUAUUGGUAAGGUGUAGCAUGAUGGCAAAGUUAUUUUCACUUUAUACUUUUAAUCGUAAUUUUAAAAAAUUAAAAAUGGUUUUCUUUAUUCUAAUACAACUUUGGAAUUUCUUUCUAAUAUGUGACUUUAAUCUUUAAAAAUAUAUCUCCAAAAUAAGACAUUUGGUAUCCCAAAAAUGUUCAAUUCUAGUUUUAAACCCAGAAUUGUGCAACUUUCUUAUCCUAAAAUGACCAUUUUAAUCUCCGAAAUACACUUUUUUUAAUCUUCAACUUAAAUCUUAAAAUUAUAUGACAAAUCUAGAAAAUAUACACGUUUUAAUCUAAAAAAAUGUGUUCCAAAUCAGAAUCAGCUUUAAUGGCCAAGUGUGUAGAACACACAUGCAAAAUAUUUUUUUCAUAAAAUUAUGAGUUUAACAGUAAAGUCAAAAAGUAUAGUCAAGUAUGUGCUAGAUAUAUAUAUAUAUAUUUUUUUUAAGUAUGAUUAAAGGGAGAAAUGUAUAUUUUGGAGAAAAAGUUGUAUAUUUUCAAGAUAAACUAAAAUCAACCUUUUUUUCUUCAAAUACAAAUCCCACCUUUAAUUUUGAAAAUGUAAAACUUUUAUUCUCAUAAAACUACAAUUUUGACCCAUUUUUUAAAUUCCAUUUAACUUGACACGUUAGAUUAAGAAAAAACGAAACUUUUGAUCUAAAAACAAACACAGGAGUUCAUGAUCAUAAAAUUCUGACUUUAAUCUUGGAAAUACAAGACUUGAUCCCCGAUAUUUUUGAUGUUUUAUUUUUUUUAGGUGGUCCUAAUACGCCUUCAUACAUUGCUACUUUUGUUUUGUCCUUUUCAAACAAACGGCACGGAAAAUAUCUGCUGUGAUUGGACGAGAAAGACGGUUUGGUCGCCUACUUGGCGGCCAAACGUCUUUUUUCUUGAAAGAAAUAUUAUUGUGUAUAUACUGUACAGUGUCAUUAAAAGGAAAUAAGCGCCGGGGUGGAGGGCGUCAAGAAAGUGAAGUCAGGAAUGACACACAGUCCACUUUUAUUGCCUUUGGAGGACACGUUUUUUGUUUUUGUUUUUUUUUUAAUUCCACCCGGGGGAUUUCAGAUGAGUUUUGUUCCCCUCCAUCGUUUGUGUUGAUCUGCCUUCCCAUCAUGCUUUGCCCCACCCACAGUUAGCAAAUCGAAUUGUGUUUGGUAACAUAGGGACUUAUGUUUUGUCUUCUUUUGUGUGUCUUUACUGAAUGAUUCUUAAUAUUAUUUGUCGGGGGAAGUUAUUUGUGUGUGUGUGUGUGUGUUGCCACUAACUGUGACUGCUCUCCAUGGUACUUCUGAUUAAAAAUCAAAUUAAAUAAAGUUUGGGAUACCCUGUUUCAGAGACACGACGAUCUCCGUGUUUU